AUGCCUUUCAACCGCACCACCAUAUUAUUUGGAUGCAAUGGCACUGCACACUUCCAUCCCCACAAUAAAACCUUAGUUCUGGACUCCGUGAGGGCAGAGGAUGAAGGUGUUUAUGAAGAAACAGUGAUUUAUAUAAAUAACACUAUGGUCCUGUCAGUCAUUUGUAAGUACAUCAUAUUACCCUUCUAAUCCAUUUUUGUCUGUCCCCGUCUUUAUACCCAGCAUUGCCUGCUUUGCUUCAGAUUCAGUUGUGACCCAUUUCCAUAGAUAUCUUGACAUCGCUAACCGAUAAAUCCAGAUUUUUUUUCAUUGGGAGCACAUGUCCAUACAAUGGAAGUUACAAAAGUUGUAGAGUAAAAAAGUCACCAGACACAUGACUUAUUGGAUUCAAAUGCAGAGAUUCACAACUGAUUAACGUUUUGGUCUCUUUAGCUCCUCCCUCCACAUCAGUGUAAACUCCUCCCACAUGCUGCUGACAAUGACCUGUGAGGUCAAGGGUUCAAACCUCUCCUAUUGGUUGCUGAAGGAUGACUAGUCCUUCCUCCCAGAUGCCAGAUGGUUAUUGGGUGAGCGUAACCAAACCUUACAGGCAAACAACCUGACCAAGGCAGACUGUGGGAAAUACACCUGCUUGGUGGCCAACCAGGGAUGCCAGACAGAGGGACACCUCCAACUCACAGGUGAGAACAACCUAAAACUAACCCCUAAACUUAACCUAUGCCUCUGUCCAGCAUAGGAACAUUCUGUCCAUGUUCCAGGCUGACCACAUUGCAGUCGCCUGCCAGAUCUCACAAUGCCCGGAUAGGUGUUACACAUAUCAGCCAACCACAUCAUAUGAUAUAGCAAUCUGACGCCCGACUGCCAAGUUGAUACGGUGCAUGCAGCCAUUGGUUGAUAUGUGUAGCGCAACUGCAAUAUAGUCAGUCUGGAACACAACCUAAAACUAACCCUAAACGGAAACCAAGCCUCUGUCCAGCAUAGGAACAUACUCACAUAAUAAGUUCAUAUUGCCAUUGCUAAUUGUGGAUUAUCAGUAUCCAAAUGCCAGUUUGUUCUAACAUGAUCUGUCCCAUUUGUCUUUCUGAGCAGACGCCCUAUCCUCUGUGUGUAGGGAUAAAACUGCCCCAGCCACACUGCUGAUAGGCCAGAGAGAACUUUUCAUCAUGGUAAAGUUGGGCAUCAUCAUUGCCUGUAUCAGGAGAUAUCGCCAG
Molecule: messenger RNA, 1211 nt
Organism: Coregonus sp. 'balchen'
Lineage: Eukaryota; Metazoa; Chordata; Actinopteri; Salmoniformes; Salmonidae
Source: the annotation of a GenBank genome assembly